Molecule: messenger RNA, 633 nt
Organism: Microthlaspi erraticum
Lineage: Eukaryota; Viridiplantae; Streptophyta; Magnoliopsida; Brassicales; Brassicaceae
Source: the annotation of a GenBank genome assembly
AUGAAGAAGUUCAAUUUUGUGUCUGCUGAAGAGAUGGAACCAGUCCAAGAAGGGGAGGAUACACAAUUUGCUGAAGUAUGUUACAUGAGCAAUGGGCAAGGAGGCUACAACAAAGGAUUACUAUAUUACAAAGCCAACCCAGCCAUGUCUUACAGAAACACUGAUGUUGCUAACCCUCAGGACCAGGUUUACCCUCAACAACAGCAAGCUCGAUCGAGUCAAGCUCCCACAACAUGGGUAUGGUCCAAAAAACAACUACCAAGGCCCAAGGGACUUUUCCUGGUCAGCAAAUGCACAUACCACCUGGCUUUCCCCACCAACCACCCCAGCCUGCACCUACACCUGAGAAUGAGCUCAAGGUUGAAACAAUUGCUUCAAGGUCAAGCUGAUGGUGUUGUGGACACAAGCAAGAAGUUGCUGAAAUCAACUCCAAGAUUGAGAAUCUCAACACAAGAGUGUACUCUCUGGAGAAUCAUGCUUCUUCUGUUGCUGCUGCUACAAAGCAAGGACAACUACCUGGUAAAGCCAUUCAGAACCCCAAGGAACAGUGCAAGGUCAUCUUCACUCAAGAAGGACUUGAUGAAGAGGAGGAUCAAGAGAGAGUCAUGGAAGAGUUUUGUUUCUGCUGAAUGA